GAACAAACGAAAUUACGAGAUACAACCACUCUGACUCGUCGCUCGUCGCCUUCACCUAUUAGAACGUGUAUAUUGUAUCUGAGAGUUUAAAACUUUAGUACCUACUGGCACAAACAACGCACAAGUACGAGACCGAGACCGAGCCGAACCGAACCGGGCCGGACUGACAGACAAGCCAACCAUAGAAUCGAAACGAAAUCGAGUUUUUCAGUAUUCAGUUUAUCGCACAGUUUUAGGUCGUCAUCGUCAUCGUCGUCGCCGUAGCCGUAGCCGUAUUUUUGCUGUGUGUCGCGCUGCUGGUCGCUUUUGUAUCUUUAACCAGACCAAAAUCGUAUUAUUGCGAGAAACCAAAUCACAUUCGUUCGAUGGCAACGGUUAAGAUCAGGCGCGCGCUCUUUUUAUAGAUUAUUAUUAUUGUUAUUACUAUUAUUGCCUAUUAUCAUCAUCAUCAACGUCGUAUAGAAUCGUCAUCAUCAUUAUUAUUGUGGCUCUCAUUUUCAUUGCCAAAACCAAAUAAAAAUAAAUAUAAAAAUAAAAAUUAAUAUAACAAUAAUAUAUAUAAAUUAACAUCAAACAAAAGCAAGCAACAAUAAGAACCGCUAACCGCAAUUAUUAUUGUUAUUAUUUGAAAAAAAUAUAUCUAUCUAUCUUUAUAGGUAUACAAAUUUAAUAAAGAUACAUAAAUUAACGGUGAAUAUUUUGAGAUAAUUUAAUUUGUUUAAUAAUUUGUGUUUGUAAAAUUUACAAAAAAUAAUAGUGAUUUUUUUGAAUACUUAUUUUAUUUUUAAAACAAUGAAUUUAAAUAAAUAAGAAUUAUUUAAAAUUAACAGUGAAGUGCGAACAUAGAAGAAAGAGUUUUUAAACCUGUAGCUGACGGUUAUGUGAACAAGUGCAACAAAAAUAAAAGCAUUUAAAGUUUAUGUGAAGUGCAAAAUAUUUUCAACAUUUUUUUUUGAAAAAUUUUAAAUAAAAUAAAAUAUUUUACUCAAUGAAUAAAUAUAUAAAAAUCAAGUGCAAUAUGAUUUUAUUAAAAUAAUAUUAAAUAAAAUAAAUUUAAAAAAAUAAAAACAAAACUGUUUGUUCUCUGCUGCCAAUAAAGAAAAAAUAUCCUUCCAAAAGUGACCAUAAGAAUAAAAACGAAAACAAAAAGGUGUGGUGAAUUGGUUUGUGUCUCGACUUAAACUUUAAACUCCUCGCGAUCAAAAACCAAAUAAAAGAAAAAAAAACCUUAUUAACACAAAAACAAGUGUGAAAAAGAAUUAAAAUUUCUUUUUCUUAAAAAAAUUAAAUUUAUUAUAAAUUUUUCAACCCCAUUAAGUGUUUUUUAAAAAAGCCGCCAAAAUUCUUACCACAAGCAGUAUGAAUUCAUAUUUUGAGCAAUCUGGCUUUUAUGGCCACCCGCAUCAGGCGACGGGCAUGGGUAUGGGCUCAGCGGCCCAUCACGAUCAAACAGCAACAGCGGCAGCAGCCGCAUACAGAGGCUUUCCAUUAUCAUUGGGUAUGUCACCAUAUGCCAAUCAUCAUCUGCAACGUUCCACCCAAGAUUCACCCUACGAUGCCAGUAUAACGGCAGCCUGCAAUAAAAUCUAUGACGGAGCCUACAAACAAGACUGCCUUAAAGGUGUUAAUUCGAUUGGCGAUACAAAUGGCUAUAAGGAUAUAUGGAAUACAAGUGCGAAUGGCGGUGGAGGUGGUGCGGGUGGUGGUGGAGGUGGCGGUGGCAGUGGAUCCGCCGGCAAUGGCAGUGGUGCAGGCAGUGGAGCAGGACAAAAUAGCUCGAUACCAGUGCGACCAUCGGCGUGUACACCAGAUUCAAGAGUUGGCGGCUAUUUAGAUACGUCUGGUGGUAGUCCGGUUAGCCAUCGUGGUGGCGGGUCAGCAGCAAGUGCUGUUGCAGCGGGUAGUGCAUGGAAUGCGAAUUGUACAAUUUCGGGAGCUGCUGCUGCACAAACUGCAGCAAGUAGUUUACAUCAAGCUAGCAAUCACACAUUUUACCCAUGGAUGGCUAUAGCAGGUGAGUCUACAUAUCUACAUAAAAUAAGUUUAUUUUAA
Eupeodes corollae is the source of this 2052-nucleotide messenger RNA. Its product is annotated as homeotic protein ultrabithorax-like. The coding region runs from base 1360 to 2052 and encodes 230 amino acids. Gene Ontology annotation, molecular function: DNA-binding transcription factor activity; DNA binding. Lineage: Eukaryota; Metazoa; Arthropoda; Insecta; Diptera; Syrphidae. The record is from RefSeq and is a predicted model, not a curated record. Gene Ontology annotation, biological process: regulation of DNA-templated transcription. The transcript has a single exon.